AUGACUCAAAUACCCACGCCACCAGCAUCGCGGCCGACCUCGGAGGCACCUGAAGUGAAGGUGAAUCCGGUAGCUUUGGAAGAGUCGGUCCAAUGCUUGGAUACCCUUCUUGAGAAAUACUUGCACCUGCUUGAUCGGCAGCAGAAACUACAUUCAAGUCUAGCAGAACAGUUGUCUUCGGGAUUUUUUGCUCUCGCCCAGGCCAAUUUCUCCAGUCCUGGCCGUCGCUAUGGUCCCGAUUAUUAUGAUGAUCGCAUGAAAGCGACGAGAAAGAUAGCAAUCCAAACCGAACGAAACACGGAGAACCCCACGAACGAGCCGCAAGAGAAAGAGCAUAUGACUACACCUUAUUCUGAAUACAUAUUCUCUGUCGAAACCACGCCCAAUCAUCCACCGGAGGAUGCCGAUGGGGACAACAACACCAAAGCCUCUUCUCCAAUUCUAGAUAGACACCCUGAAGCCUCGAAGGAAACCAGUCCGGCUGAGACAGCUAGCUCAGAACUCUCCAACACUGCGGCAACGACACCCAUACUUGUCGAAAAUCCAAAACCCGCCCCCAAGAAGUGUCGAUCUGCCGAUCCUAUCCAUUGGUACGGAAUAUUGGUCCCCCAGUCGCUGCGCAGGGCGCAAGACUUUUUUGUCAAUGCGAUAGACAAUCAGGUGCCGGAUUUGGCUAGUACAACAGUUGAAAUGCGAGCCUUGGAACAGCAGAUAAGCCAAUUACGGGCUCGGCUGGAAACUGAGUCCUCUGGUGCAAGCAUGACUAUGCUGUAG
Messenger RNA from Penicillium coprophilum, 774 nucleotides. RefSeq lists its product as uncharacterized. The transcript has 3 exons. The coding region runs from base 1 to 774 and encodes 257 amino acids. The record is from RefSeq and is a predicted model, not a curated record. Lineage: Eukaryota; Fungi; Ascomycota; Eurotiomycetes; Eurotiales; Aspergillaceae. Gene Ontology annotation, cellular component: Vma12-Vma22 assembly complex; extrinsic component of endoplasmic reticulum membrane. Gene Ontology annotation, biological process: vacuolar proton-transporting V-type ATPase complex assembly.